Molecule: messenger RNA, 3305 nt
Organism: Aspergillus uvarum CBS 121591
Lineage: Eukaryota; Fungi; Ascomycota; Eurotiomycetes; Eurotiales; Aspergillaceae
Product: subtilisin-like protein
Exons: 3
Coding region: 52-2991 (979 amino acids)
Biological process (GO): proteolysis
Molecular function (GO): serine-type endopeptidase activity; protein binding
Source: RefSeq, a predicted model, not a curated record
CCCUCUUCAAACGAUCUUGUGAAAUCUCACCUAGUCCUCCUAUUGCUUCCCAUGUUGCCCUUGAGCCCGCCCAUUUCAUCGGCAGAUGACGAGCGCUUCAUAUCGCCUUCUCUGAUAGAAAUCUCGAAGUCGAUCACAGUAAAGUUGCACAGUGACUCUGGGAGUGACGGGGAUUCUGACGAUAGCUCGGUAACAGAGUCUUUGAGAUGCGUAAAGCGCCGUUUCGAAAAUAUUCGGGCCGCCCUGCGUAAGAAAACCAUUUCUUUAAAUGACCGCGAUCAAUUCCAUCAAUUUGUGCGGGACAACGAGGAUAUCUUGGACGGCAUCGGCGAGAAUGGUACUUUGCUUCAUUAUUUAGUUGAAGAUGCCCGGGACAAACGCUUCACACGAUACGAACCGUUGGUUGUAUAUCUAGUGCGGCAUUAUCCUGUGCUCCUGACCAGAAAAGACGAUUGCGAACGAACCAUUCUGCCCUGGGCUAUCCAAAAGAGGCGCCACGACCUUGUCCAUUGUAUAUGUGACCAUCAUCCACAAAUUGGCGAAGUAAUUGCUAUUCAGGGCCUGAAAUCACAGAAUUGCCUGCAUGUGGCCAUACAAGAAGGGGUCAGGUCAGCUCUGAUCCUUGAACUGGUGAAAUUGGCCAGCUUGGAAACCUUUCUGGCUCUGGACAAUGAAGGCAACACGCCUCUCCAUCACGCGGUUGCAUACGAGCGGUGCACGGAGGCUGGACUGCGUGUUGUCCAAGCGCUGCUCAAUCGAUGCGAUAAGGCAGUAGAUGCCCAAAGCAGCACCGUGAGGCGAUUGUCUCCCUACCUUUACCAUCUGUUCACGCGGGCGGAAGCCGAAGCCAAGGAGUCUGCAAUGCAAAACAUAGAGCAGCACUUGUCUCUGGGGGUCAAAGAUGCCAACGUGCUCUUUUCAAGUCCCAUACAUACAGCCUUGACUGACCCUGGGCAAGAAAUAUCUCAGCAAUAUCAAUUGGGAAUGUCUCAACAGAAGACGUUGAAUGGCAUCAACCAGCCCGCUAAGAGCCAUCCAGGGUAUACAGGAGACCCAAGCUUCGCGAAGUCAUCAACAGCAGAGAGGACAUCUCUGGCUCUAGACGAUUCAGCCAACCCCCCAAAAGACGCAGACAAGAGGCACAAGGAGGCGUUUGGCGCGAGGCCAGAUGAGAGGUCGAUUGUGACUCAGCAAACAGCGGAUGCAAUUCGCGAUUAUCUGAAAGUCCAUUGUUUAAGGACGCGUGAUCAUGACCAGGCAAUUGAGCUUCUAUACGGACAGGACACACACAGGGAGCUAUACUUUGAUCUGUGUGGUUCAUCAUCACGGUAUAUCGAUGAGGAAUGGAUCAAUCGUGGGUUGGACUACCUAUGUUUUGAUAACAUGUUGCAAUAUGUCGCGCUUCCUCAACUUGAGUUGACCAAAAAACAGCAGGCUAGCAAUUCACGCUUCGCGCGAAGAAAGAAUAUGCUCCCUGAUGGCGAUGGUCGACGCGACAUGGUAUUCAUAUUUGACUUUCUGCGAAAAAAGGGAGUAUCACGAAUUCUUCGCGUCAUAGUCGACGACAUUCUGUACCCUGCUCAUAGCGACGAGGCGAUUGAACAGGCUAUAAGAGGCUUCGGGGUCGAGGUUUGGGAUUGGCGCAAGAUUGACAUCUCUCUGGACACGAUCAUGGACGUCGCAUUGGAUGUUAGGGAAUUGCAUCUGUACUCGAAUGGGAACAACGCGGUACUGCGUGGCUGGAGCGAUCACGGUGGUCUCGCACAGUUGAAAAACCUCCAGACUGUUUAUUUGCACAUGAGUCAGGGCCUUGAAACUGUCGAGCGAAGCAGGCGAAAUAUAAAUCAAUUUUGUAACAGGCUAGCCGCACUACGACCAGACAUACAGGUUCAGCUGGAAGAACGACUUCCAAAUCAGUAUACCGACCAGACAGGCAGCUUUGCGGAAGGAGCCGGAGAACGCGACGAGCAUCCUCAUCGGUGGAUCACUUGCAUGGACAAUUUUGCGGACUUCAUUCAGAAUAUCCGUACGCCGGUUGGUUCAAUGGAGGAUGUCAGAGUGGCGCUGAUCGAUGACGGGGUCGAUAUUGAGGAGAAAACGCUGCGUGGUAAAAUCGUCGGCGGUCGCAGCUUCUCUUCGAGAGACCAUGCCCAAAAUUUGCAACAACCCUUCUAUGUGUCAGGGAGUGGGCAUGGGACGGUCAUGGCGAGUCUCAUCUGCCGAGUGUGUCCCACUGCUAAGCUGUUCGUGGUAAAAGUGGCUGAGCAUGUCAGCGCGAGCUCAGGCCGCCAGAUCUCAGCUAACAGCGCGGCUAGAGCGGUUCGUGCAGCAAUUGAUCAGAAAGUUCAUGUCAUCACCAUGCCUUGGACAAUCCAACGCAACGAACAGAAUGCAGCCGACAUUCGUGAUUUGGAAGCCGCCAUCGGGGCGGCUGCCAAGGCGGGCAUCAUGAUGUUUAGUGCCGCCAGUGAUCAAGGUCCGGCCAUAGAUGUCACCUUCCCUGCUGCCUGUGUGACUACCAAGAAUAUCUUCAAGAUUGGCGCUGCAGAGGCUUCUGGCACGGUAUGGAAGUGGGUGGGAGACGCGGCGGCGGUUGACUUCAUCUUUCCGGGCCACGAAGUGAUCAAAGAGCGACCCAACGAUGCGCCGAUUGAUAAAUGUCAGACUUUGACAGGAUCAUGGGUGGCAACUGCAAUUGCAUCCGGAUUUGCAGCAAUGAUUCUGUAUUGCGUGCAGCUCAGCUUCGUGCAGACACGGGCUAUCAAUCAACCUGGCAAGGUUGAUCAUUUCGAGGGUCUUCAGCAUCAUGAGCGCAUGCGCGAGGCCUUCUUAGCGAUUGGUACAACUCAUAGUAGUGGCAAUAAGUAUAUCGAAGUGUGGAAUGUGUUUGAGAAGGCCGUGGAUAAGAGCCAGGGAAAGCCGCCAGACCAAUUCCCAGCUAUUGUCAAUGAGGUUGCCAACAAGCUGAAGGCCAGGAAGAUGCUGGAGUGAGAUAGGCUCUAGCACCAAGCAUUCGGAUUGAGGUGACACUUCAAGACUAGAAUUGAUUCCCGAUGAUAUGCUCGUAUUAUGGUGCUCGUAAGUUUAUCCAAGGGGUUUUGGAACAAUUGGUCGAGCUGGUGUUGUGAUUGAUGCUUGUAGGAGAGAAAUCAAUCCGGAAGAAAGGCGAAAGGUAACGCAUCAUGUGAUCAGGUCACAAAACAAACAAUGUCUUCAGUCUGGUCACAGCUUCCAUCUGAUAUCUUCUGGAUCUUAUGUUUGAUCUGUUGAAAUUAGACUGUUACUCAUUCUAGUCCAAAUCAUGC